This is a messenger RNA of Protopolystoma xenopodis, 987 nucleotides long. The record is from the annotation of a GenBank genome assembly. NCBI's taxonomy places the organism in Eukaryota, Metazoa, Platyhelminthes, Monogenea, Polystomatidea, Polystomatidae.
UUGUUAAGGAUAGGUCCAGUCCAUUGGCAAGCGAAUGACGUGCGACAGCUUCUUAUUCAUAUUAAAUUAGGCGAGCACAUCAGAUCUAGAGAUUCUGGCGGGUUUACGAAUUCAGUCGCCAAAUCAUCAGAAAUGCAGUCUAUUGAAUCCUCAUUCAAUUCAGUGGCACAUAUGAGCCAUUCGGGUUAUUAUCAGCCGACUCAUUCUGAUAUCCCCGCGCCAUUAGCGGGUUGCAGCAUUCUUGAGUAUCCAGCUUCCUUAACUAGCCCCGGUUCUCUAUCUGGCAAAAUCUUACCCAACUCAGCUAAUUGUCUCUCCUCGCCUCCUGUUACUUCUAUCGGCGAGUAUCACCAUCAGCCUGGCUAUGCUCAAAUUCCGACCUCCCAUCCUCCUUUGACAUCAGCUUCUUCCAUUUAUCCUCCUUUGACAUCAGCUUCUUCCAUUUAUCCUCCAUUUCCUCAACAUACCUCACAACAAUAUAUUCCAACCCUUUUGUCUGCAUCGAAGCCUCUGCCCUCGAUUCCGAUCGCAUCAGGGGUCGCAACAUCCGCUCAGCCUAGUUUUGUUGCCCCUCCGAUGCUUCAUGUUGGUCAGAAGCCUGCGCCAUACCCACCCAAACUAGACCUUUCAGGGAAUAUGCCUCCACCUCCGCAGGUUUCUCAUUACCUUCCACCCUGUCAACCGCUUUCUACUGCCGCUGUGCCCUUAAGGACAUCUGCCUCGCCUCCCUCAUUUCAGCCUCCUGUUCCACAAUAUCAGCAAGCUACAUUGCCUCUUCCACCGAGCAGUGGUUAUAGUGGCCACCAAGUGUCCCAAGGCCUGUCAGGCCCUCCUCCUCGGGCACCUGGCUCUGCGGUUACCAAUGCCGAUUGGCGUCGUUUGCACGCUCCGAUCAAUCUUCUGGAGGAGCAUCAUCUUUUGCCAACCGAUGGCGAUCUGGACUAUGUUCCUCUGCCGAAGAUUAACUCCUCGGUAGUGUUAAUUUAA